AUGAAUACAGACUCAGCAAAUCUUCUCCCUCCACAACAACAACCAUCCGUUUCUUCUCCUAAAUUUUCCAAAUCAUCCGUUAUGAUGGGGGAAUCCUCAUCAUUGGAAAAUCGGUUGAGAAUAUUGCUUCCUCCCAUUCAACAGCAGCAACAGCAACAACACCUCCCACAAGCCUUAUCUCCUGCUUCAUCCGCACCCGUAAGCAGCAACACAGAAGAUACCAUCUCUCGACCCUCCGUCAAUCCGUUGAGAAACGAUUCCGAAACAUCUGCAGAUGUACAUCGACUGUUCCAUCACGUAAAGAUACCACUCCACGACAGCAUGAUUCCUCAACAACAAGCAACUUCUCAACUUGAGGCAACUCCAAACUCCAAACCUUCCUUUCCAUUGAGUUUACAACUUCAGAACCUUUUGCCCUCUCCAAAUGGUUUCUCCCAAAAAGAACCCGAACUCACAUCGGUGCGCUCAAUAUCGUCCAAAAGUCAUUCUUUGAGAAUAACAAGUGCCACGUCCACUUCGUCAUCCCCACAACAACAUAGAAUACCACCUUCUUUCUCCUCAACACCGAAAUCAGCGUCAUCAAAACUCCAAGCUCCACUCUCUGCUCGUGUUAGAAAAUCAGACUAUUGGAAGAUGGAAGAACCAGUGAUUAAACAACAAGCAACACCACCCUCAAAAGCUUCUUCCUCUUUCAAUGGUUGCGUUUCCUGUGGUAAGGAUAAUGUCACACUCUCAACUACAUCUGAUGAAGUCCUUUCUCCUCCGGAACAGCACAAUUCCUCUCGAAAAAGUCCAAACAAACAUCAUGAACGACACUGGAAUACCAGAAUAGAUCGAAAAUUGAAGGAUCUGGAAUUCUUUUAUUCGGGAGGUCCUACACGAGUGUGUCACAUGAAAUAUCUUGACGAUGAGGACACAAGUUAUUAUAACAAUAUCUCUUUGAAACAACCAUCAUCUCCAAUGAUUAAUCUAAAAGACGCUACACCAAAACCUGCAAAGAUAAAGCAACCCUUAACUCCUGAAGUGAUUGAAAAACGAAGGAAAAACAAAGAAAGACUGAAAAGCAUCAACGAAAAACUCCAUCAAUGCAAACAAGAUAUCAAGAAAACUCACGAGCAAGUUGAGAAGAGGAUGGAACAACUGGAAUUAUUGGAACGUUUAGCGAAUAAAAGCAGUCUUUAG
This is a messenger RNA of Naegleria fowleri, 1182 nucleotides long. RefSeq lists its product as uncharacterized. NCBI's taxonomy places the organism in Eukaryota, Heterolobosea, Eutetramitea, Acrasida, Naegleriidae. The record is from RefSeq and is a predicted model, not a curated record. The transcript has 2 exons. Bases 1 to 1182 code for a protein of 393 amino acids.